Effrenium voratum is the source of this 612-nucleotide messenger RNA. Lineage: Eukaryota; Dinophyceae; Suessiales; Symbiodiniaceae. The record is from the annotation of a GenBank genome assembly.
AUGGCGCCUACGUUGGUCCUGACUCCGGCGGAGAAGACGAGCGAGGCGUUCGUGGUGCCGACCGCGGUGAGCCUCAAAGCCCACGAGGCUCGGCUGGCUGUACCGUACAAGAGGGACAUCCUGCGGCCCUGCGAUGCCUCCUCCACGGCAGUGUCUGCGUCUGCAAGCGAGAGACCCCGCGGCAGCCUCUGGGAUUCCGAGCGGAUGGUUGAGGCGAAGGUUGCCAAGACGAGCAAGCCCGAGAGGGAGAUCGUCACUUCGGUGGAUGACUGGUAUGACUUGGGCGCUUUGUUCGGCUGCUUCACGGCGGCGAAAGCAGCGGAGAAGGAGAGUGGGGCUUUCGUGGUGCCCACCGCGGUGAGCCUCAAAGCCCACGAGGCUCGGCUGGCUGUACCGUACAAGAGGGACAUCCUGCGGCCCUGCGACGCCUCCUCCACGGCAGUGUCCGUGUCCGCAAGCGAGAGACCCCGCGGGAGCUUCUGGGAUUCCGAGCGGAUGGUUGAGGCGAAGGUUGCCGAGACGAGCAAGCCCGAGAGGGAGAUCGUCACUUCGGUGGAUGACUGGUAUGACUUGGGCGCUUUGUUCGGAUGCUUCACAGCGAGGGAGCGUUGA